GUGAUCAGCUGUCCCGGCGGCAUGGUCGCAUGCGCCUGGCAAACUCCACUGCGGUGAUGAAAUGCUUCGCGGGGGUUUCUCUGACGCGCCGAUCAGGCCAGUUCGGGGCAGUGCUGCACGAGCAAAUCAUCACAGGAAGAGUCAAAGCACAGGACUGUCGUGUGCCCCCCUUACUCGGAGAAUCGUGUCAGCAGGGGGUGAUCGUCACCCAGCCGACACAGCGUCUUUUUCAUGAUAGUCACCCGGCGGCCCAGGACGGUCAGGCUCAGUAGGGCAUUGUCGGCAUCGCUCGAGCUUUUCAUGAAGGGAUCCAUGUCCGCCAGGAACGCCUUGAUGUCAUCCCCAAUCCGCCACAGCCCCUUGAUGGCAUUCACAUAGGCGCGAGUCGACUUCUCGAUGAAAUCAACGCACAGCUGUGUGGCCUCCUUGACACCCGCAUCGUGAGCAGGCACAGCAUCGAGCGGUGUCUGCUGGUCAGCCGAUGGAGAGAACGCCGAAAUCUCCCGCAUGAAGAGGGAGUGGUACUCGCUGUAAGCCGGGUCAGCCGCCUUGGAGGGCGGCAGGUCGACAGUGUUGGUACGGCCGGUCUCGUAGAGCGUCAGCUCGUCCAGCAAAGCCUCAAAGUAUGCAGGUGAGGUCUCCAGAUAGACAUGGCCGUCGGCAUCUCGCGGGAGGCCGUCAGCGAAGUGCAUCAGCAGGACAGAGAUGUAUCGCUGGCGCAUGAAGGGCAUCAGCAGGCCUCGGCGGCUCACUGGGUAGACGAAUCCACCUGAAGGAAGAACACAGGUCAGCGCACACACAACAGACCAAUGACAUCGAUAAAGUGGACUGCCAUUGUGUCUUGGCCUUCUCUCCCAGGGCCUGCGCUGCACAGUAUUACCCGCGUUGAUGAGCACCUCUCCGGAGGUCUCAGGUUGCUCCCACAAACCACUUCUGGCAGCCACUGAGGCCAUGAUUUCCUCUCCCAGCUGCUUGGCGCCCUCUCUGGCGUUGCUCUCGAGCUAACGCAUUCUGUCGAGGGAUUGGUCGCACUCGCAGAUGAGUCGUGCAACAGAUGAACGCCCUGGCAGCGACGCAGACAUCAUCACUCUGCCCACGGAAGCGGAGAUCUGUGGGGGAAAACAGGCGAAAU
Vitrella brassicaformis is the source of this 1132-nucleotide messenger RNA. NCBI's taxonomy places the organism in Eukaryota, Vitrellaceae. The record is from the annotation of a GenBank genome assembly.